AUGAGACUGGAGCAGAGGAAUUCCACUUUGGCGGGAGUCCUCUCCUGGAGGCCGCCGAGCGAGCACGCCUUCUCCGCGGUGCACGUGGCCCUCGGGCCGCUCCACCACUUCCACAGCCCGCACUUCCGCCGCGACCAGCCGCAGCUGCUCGUGCACCUCAAGAGGCUCACCAGCGCCAACAAGGCCAAGCUGGCGGCCGGCCUGGAGGUGCCCUGCCGCCCGCCCAACCGCUUCCAGAGGCUCCUCAUCACAUCGGCCUCGGCCUCGGCCUCCACCUCCCCGCUGCAGCACCAGGAGCCGCCGCCGCCCUCGGGGCCCCGGCCGGAGCCACAGGGACCAGUGGCUGUAGGACAAUUUCACCGGUCGUUCCGGCGAGAUAGUCUGUCUCCUUACUCCUACGUAUCAACUUCAUCCCACAACCACAGUACUUUUCCUCUGAAAGGUUUAGAUCGGACCCCGCUCCCUCCUAGAACGUGGCCGAACUCUCUUGGAAUGCACCCAGGACAAGUGGAAACGUCUCCCACUUUUUCAGAUAAAGGGGUUCCAUUUCCUGUACUACAGAGGUUUCCAACUGAGGUCACGUAUACCCUGCAGCCCAGUGCCACAUCCGUACACGUUCAGCAAGGUCCUCAAACAAUGGUCAGCUCCUCCCAAAAGUACAGUACCUACACGCCCUCAGCGCAGUACUCCCAAGCCUACUAUCCAACAGCCGUGCUGCAGUGCUGCUCGCCUUCCACGCACAUGGACGCGCUCAGUAGCUGUGUCAGCCCCACUGCCUCCUCCUACGCACACUGCAACUACUUUCAGAAUCCUCCAAUGCAGUCUUCCUAUCCAGUUGAAUUUCUGCCUUCUAAUUGGCCUUGCAGUGCUACUGAUGAAAAUAAAAAGACAGAAGUAAACCUAGAGGCUGUUUUUCAGAUAGUAGAUGAGUUGCAUUCCUCCCCUAAAUUGGAGAUGGUCAAGGUGGAGCCUGUUGAGAAUCAGUGCUCAACAUCCCAGUCUAAUAGAGGCCAACAUAUCCUAGCUAAUUCAAACAACAGCAAUCCAUCUUCCACAAGUCAGGCUAGCCAGCUGGAGCCACUUACUCCUGUAGGCUCAGAUAUUACGUCUUUUGUGGUCGGAACAGAACAGGCAAUUACCUGCUCUCUACCACAGUCACCUGAGUACAUCUAUACCAUCCACCCAGCUCAGCCUGUUGAAAAUACUACAAUGCAAGAGUCUGCAAUCAACCAGCAAGCUCACGUCAAACUGAAGGAGCAGCUGAGUCAUAACCCAUCGCCACCUUCAGUAGUGUUUGUGCAGGAAGGGCUGCCAUUCAGCACACAGCAGGUGGAUGCCAGUAUAAAAUGCCAGACCAAUCCACCUGAGAAUAUCUUGCCUUCAGAACAAAUGGGAUUCCUUAUUUCCGAAAUGGGGCCUGCUAGCAAGCCUAAUAAAGACAUGGGUUUAUCCACUCCAGCCAGAUACAGAGAGCGAAGAAGCAACUCACAGCAAGGAAAGUCCCCUGAUCUUCAUCUGCUGGUGGAUGUUGCCUGCAAGCAGGAACACUUUCCAAAGGAGGAAGAAUUAAGAGAGUGAGGAAUGGACGACAAAUGUGACAUUGUGCACUGGCUGUAGCUGGAGGCAGACUAGCCUUGCACGUGACACGCUGUUGGGGUUUUUUCAGUUCUGUUAAGGAAAAAAAAGUAUUUUUGUUUUGUUAAUUGAGAAUUUUGUUAAUUGAGAAUUGGGAAUUUGAUAUUUACUACAGCUGUUCAGUUCAGAUUGUUUACCUUGACAAACUACAAAACAUCUAGCAGUCUUCUUUUUUGUUUGUUGGCUGCUCAGAUCCCUUUCAAAUGAAAAGUCCUGGCCUUCUGUUCCCAUCAAGAAGCAUCUCAAACAGCUGCGUGUGUGGUGCCGGAGAAUAAUCUGUGUGGGCAUGCUGAUUUGUUGUCUUGCCACUUUCAAACAGUAGUCAGUACAGCUCCACUGGGGAGUUCAGUUUAUCUGUUUCAAGUCGCAGUGUGAUCCUUUUAGAGAAGAUUGUGAGAAACGAAGGCAUGUGAGGUCACCAAGAUCACAGGUCUAAAUGGGUCAGGAGUUCCAGGGAAGAAACUCUGGGAAAAGAGUUAAUUGUCUAAAUGAUUAACCAGGAAAUGCUCUGAGUUCCUAACCCAGCGUUCUGUUUCCAGAGCAAGGCAUCCGGACUUGGACCAUCCAUCAUACUUAACAGUCCCUUAUUCUUUUGUUUUAAUGGGAACAUUCUUCUGUUUUCAUAUCUUUCUUUAAUUUUAAUGAUACAGUAUCAUAAAUGGUAAGAAGGUUUUGUUAAUGUAUCACUUGUUUAAUAUAUCUGCUAAAGAAAAGUAUUUUAACUUGUUUAAUAUAAUUGUAUUUAUAAAUGCUGGUAGAUUUAAAGUUUUAAAGCUUUAUAUUUUUAUUAAUAUUGUGGGUAGAAGGAUAAAGGAUGCCUGUGUAAUAUUUUUAUUUUGAAAGGGAAAUGUACAAUGUGUGAGCAAAACCAUUAAGAGAUUUAACACAGUGUUUAUACUUACAGUCAGUAAGUAUAAAUUCUCAGCUGUAAAAGAUACUGUGUGCAGAUUUUGGGACUAACUGAUUAGUAGUCACCUAACAGAAGCUAUACCUUUAACAGUUUAUGAAUGCUUUAAUUCUGAGAGAAGUUUGGAUAGUGGGAUAGACUAACAUUUUUAUCUCAUCCCCUCUUUAGGAUCCUAAAUUCGAAUAAUAGAAUUGUGGAACUGGUUUUUAGGAGAGGUAUCUUGGAUAUCCAGUUUCUGUGGUUGAUCCCUCACUUGCUCAUCCAGUGACAGCAAGAAGCUUUCUGAUUUUAAAGUCUUCUCAAUUGACUAGAACUUUCUUAUUGGAUUCUGCCUCAGUUUUCCUUAUAAGCACUGCAGAAACAAAAGGGAAGCCUAGGAAUACGAAACUAGUGAGAAAGGAAAGGCACAUGGUGAUAUGUGACAUAAAUACUCUUCCAGCCAUGGUGGGUGUAACAAUUCAUUUCUUAAAUUGCGUUGUGCCUUCCCAAUGAUGUCAAACCCUAGAAGUAUUACAGAGACAGUAGUAUUUUAGAAAAGGAUGAGCUCUGUUUUGGUCUGCAGUGACUCAGUUUAGAUAUGAAAAUAGGUUCUGAAAAGUAACCUCUUUGGUCCAUCUGAUUAGACUAGUCCAUGUCCAUGUGAUGAACAUUUGUUCAUCUUCAUCAGCAAGGUUUAAAAGAUGAAUGGAUUAUCAAGACUCCUACAUCUUUUGGUCAGACUGUAUUUUGGUAGAGUAUGUGAAGAGGAGACCCAGUUUCUAAAUGAAGGAACUUUGCCUUUUCUCUGUCAUGUUGAAAAAGCUGAUAAGUAAAAUAUCACUAAGUAAGUGAUAUUCCUUCCCUUAACUAUGCCUUUCUUGGCUUCCUAUAUGUUGAAAGAGAGAAUAUCUUUUGAGGAACAUGUGUCAAGCAGGAACCUUGACAUGGAUUUGGUUUCAGUUGUUUUAAGGCUUAAUUAAUGAAAUGCUUUUAUCAGCUUUCCAAACUUUUUUUUAUAUAUUGAUACAACAGACCGGGGAGCUGGAUCUCCUGCUAUACCCACAUGUCUGCUACCCAUCAGCUAAAGCUAUCAUUACUGUCUUGGAAAAGUGGCAAAAGAUAACAUAAAAUCUUUGUGUAAAUUAGUCAGUAGGGUCUGAUACAUGCUAACAAGGUUCCUGACUAGCACCUCAGUAUUUCAGCAGCUUAAACACAAUAAAUUUCAAUCAGUCAACAAUAAAGUGAGUGUUUCAACUAGA
Messenger RNA from Odocoileus virginianus texanus, 3780 nucleotides. It is a transcript of the gene HSF5, whose product is annotated as heat shock transcription factor 5. The record is from RefSeq and is a predicted model, not a curated record. Gene Ontology annotation, biological process: regulation of DNA-templated transcription. Gene Ontology annotation, molecular function: sequence-specific DNA binding; DNA-binding transcription factor activity. Lineage: Eukaryota; Metazoa; Chordata; Mammalia; Artiodactyla; Cervidae.